Molecule: messenger RNA, 1384 nt
Organism: Ruditapes philippinarum (Manila clam)
Lineage: Eukaryota; Metazoa; Mollusca; Bivalvia; Venerida; Veneridae
Exons: 6
Coding region: 1-1062 (353 amino acids)
Molecular function (GO): protein binding
Source: RefSeq, a predicted model, not a curated record
AUGGAAAAGUAUAAACCUGCUUUGGAAGAUGUUCAAAAACUAGCGAAUAAUAUUUUACUCAAAGAUGAACAAAACCAUACCGAUUAUAUCAAAGAUAGGAUAGAUGAAAAACUGAAAGACUUGGAAAAGAGAUGGGAAGGUCGUCUGCAACAGGUGAAGACUGAAAUAGAUCAAGUUAAAGAGUUUCACAAUAACCAUACAGAUUUAAUUAGAGAAAAGAUAGAUGAAAUACUGGAAGACAUGGAAAACAGAUGGAAAGGUCGACUGCAAAAUCUAAAGAAUAAAAUAGAUCAAGGUAAAAAAUCGCAACAAAACCAUACAGAUCAUAUCAGAGUUAGGAUAGAUGAAAAACUGACAGACAUGGAGAAGAGAUGGGAAGGGCGACUGCAAAAUAUAAAGACUGAAAUAGAUCAAGCUAAAGAAUCUCAACAAAAUCAUACAGAUUAUAUUAGUCAAAAGGUAGAUGGUAAACUGGAAGACAUGGAGAACAAAUGGGAAGGUCGACUGCAAAAUAUAAAUACUGAAAUAGAUCAAGGUAAGAAAUCGAAACAAAACCAUACAGAUCAUAUCAGAGUUUGGAUAGAUGAAAAACUGACAGACAUGGAGAAGAGAUGGGAAGUCCGAUUCCAAAAUAUAAAGACUGAAAUAGGUGUAUUAAAGACAGCUAUUUCUUUCACUGCUACACAUCCACCAACAAGGAAUCCACAGGAGGGCGAUACGAUCAUAUUUACAAGAAAAAUGCAUGACACAGCACAAGCAUACGACACCGGAAGCGGCAAGUUUAGAGCUCCAUUAGCUGGAACAUAUCUUUUUAACGUUCAACUUUGCUUGGAACACGGUAAGAGUUAUCUGCAUUACUCAAUAAUUGCUGGGUCUAGGGAACUGACACAAACGCUUCUUCAUGAUUACGAAGAAAGGUUCUGCAAUAGCGCAACGGCCAUCGCGCGUCUUGCAAAGUAUGACUAUGUGUAUGUUAAAGUGACGGCAUCAAUAACAAAUUCUUUAAAGGAUGAACAAGGUGAGCGUUGUCAUUUCAGUGGAGUUUUAUUAAACACCUUAUAGCAAAAUAUAGCAACGUAAAGUGAGGAAAGUGACAUUACGAACGGAUUCUACCAAGAGAUUACAAACGUAAAGAAAACUAAUUUAUGAAACUGACUAUCCUGUCUUGAGUGAAAUAACUUUACAUCAAUGAGAAUAGAAAAUUUUAAAAUGCAGGGCAUUUUUGUAAAGGAUGAAUGUUGCAAAAUAAUAUAUAUUCACAUUUUCAUCUAUUUAAUUUGAUUGUCAUUCAUGCAUAACCAAAUAUAUAUACAUGUAUACUAUUAUAAUGAAACCUUAUCCGUGUUUUGUUUCUUUUACUUAUUAAUAUCCCAGUAUAACUUUG